AUGGCCGAGCUCCAGCCGCGGUCCGGGGACGCGUCCCUGGCGCUGAGCCGCGGCGCCGCGGCGGCCACGGCGGGCCCGGCCUGCGGGGCGCGGGGGCCCGAGGCGGCGCGCGGCGACGCCCCCGCGGGGCCCGCGCCCCGCGCCCCGGCCGCGGCCGCGAGCAGCGGCGAGCAGAGCGACGACGACGCGGCCUUCGAGCAGCGGCGGCGGCGGCGGCGGCGGGGCCCCGGGGGCGCGGGGGACGCGCGGCGGCGGCCCCGGGAGCAGCGCUCGCUGCGGCUGAGCAUCAACGCGCGCGAGCGGCGGCGGAUGCACGACCUGAACGACGCGCUGGACGGGCUGCGCGCCGUCAUCCCCUACGCGCACAGCCCGUCGGUGCGCAAGCUCUCCAAGAUCGCCACGCUGCUGCUCGCCAAGAACUACAUCCUCAUGCAGGCGCAGGCCCUGGAGGAGAUGCGGCGCCUCGUGGCCUACCUCAACCAGGGCCAGGGCCUGGCGGGCCCCGUGGCCGCCGCGCCCCUGACGCCCUUCGGCCAAGCCGCCGUGUACCCGUUCUCCGCGGGCGCCUCGCUGCCCUGCCCCGACAAGUGCACCGCCUUCUCCGGGACGCCCUCGGCGCUUUGCAAACACUGUAAUGAGAAGCCGUGA
Molecule: messenger RNA, 648 nt
Organism: Hyaena hyaena (striped hyena)
Lineage: Eukaryota; Metazoa; Chordata; Mammalia; Carnivora; Hyaenidae
Gene: BHLHE23
Product: basic helix-loop-helix family member e23
Exons: 1
Coding region: 1-648 (215 amino acids)
Molecular function (GO): protein dimerization activity
Source: RefSeq, a predicted model, not a curated record